Plasmopara halstedii is the source of this 846-nucleotide messenger RNA. RefSeq lists its product as uncharacterized. The record is from RefSeq and is a predicted model, not a curated record. NCBI's taxonomy places the organism in Eukaryota, Oomycota, Peronosporomycetes, Peronosporales, Peronosporaceae. The coding region runs from base 1 to 846 and encodes 281 amino acids. The transcript is spliced from 2 exons.
AUGACGGCGUUGCUCUCGUGGGUGAAUCUGGUGCUUUACGUGAUACAGCUCAUUGUAAAUGGAAAUGCAGCACGAUACAUUGGUCCCAUGUCGCGUCGCUACGAGACACUGAUCACGCCUGCGCCGUACGCGUUUAGCAUCUGGAGUUUUAUCUACCCGCUCCUAGCUAUUACCGUCGUUGUCGACUGCUUCUGGCCCUCGUUCUCGUUUUACCAGAGUGCCCCUAAUGCCAACGUGAUGCGCGCGCUUUUCGCUGUUUCGUGUCUUAUGAACAUGGGGUAUUUACUGUUCUUCACCAGCGAAUACGUGAAUUUCGCUACCGUCACAAUCGUGAUCCUAUGGUCCUCACUCUUUGUGCUUUACUUACAUAUUACCGCGGAGCGCCGUGAUGCUGAUUUUAAUGCUAAGAGGUAUGUACUUAGCGAGCUUGGAAUUAUCGUCUAUUUUGCUUGGACCUCCGCUGCCAUGGUCAUCAGCUUCGCCGUCACAUUCCAGUACGUAGCUGGCGACUAUCUAUCACUCACAACAUAUUUGGCGCUGUUGUCGCUGCUGUCGAUUGGCGCGCUAUACACUGUCAUCUUUGAGGGUGACAUCGCAUUUGGUCUUGUUGCUAUCUGGGCAUUUAUUGGCCUUGCUGUCAAGAAAACCUCACUGGCAGAGCACAUUGAACUUAUCGCGAUGAAUGUCCACGCGUGUGCUCUACAGAGUGCCGCGAUUCUUGUUGCUUUCAUUGUUAUCUCGUUCGCACGCAAGUUGUUGGACCCCACCACGCAAUUUCUUUCGCUGCCAUUAAGCGCUCCGCUAUAUGGCGAGAAACCUCUUAAUUACGGCACUACCCAUGCGUAA